Molecule: messenger RNA, 876 nt
Organism: Botrytis porri
Lineage: Eukaryota; Fungi; Ascomycota; Leotiomycetes; Helotiales; Sclerotiniaceae
Exons: 3
Coding region: 1-876 (291 amino acids)
Cellular component (GO): nucleus
Molecular function (GO): protein N-terminal-serine acetyltransferase activity; histone H2A acetyltransferase activity; histone H4 acetyltransferase activity
Source: RefSeq, a predicted model, not a curated record
AUGUCUACUUCAGAUUCCAUCGCAAUCGCAUGCGCGAAAUCUCUCGAGGAUUUUGAACGUGAUUACAUGCCUCCUCGAUCUUCAUAUGCUCUCUACAACCCUUCACCGAAAUCUGAAGAUGAAGCGGUGAAAUCAUAUAAACUGGGUUUGUAUAAACCUAGUACGCUACGUCGGGAAGAUCUAACGGCUUUUUUGGAGUUGGUUGAGAAGACGUCGGGGAAACAUUAUAGGGAGAGUAAGGGGGGGUGGAAUGCGAGGAGGAAGAAGAGGGAAAUGGAGUUGUGGGAUUUGAGGUAUUUGGUUGUGAGGGAGGUGGGUGUUGGGGUUGGGGCUGGGGAGGGUGAGGGAGAGGGAGAGUGGGUCGAUGAUGAGGGUGAGGAUAGGGAUGGGAAUGUAAAAGGAGAGGAAAAUCGUGGAGACUCGGAAAAGGUGAAAGAGGAGAUCAUUAUAGAAGAACGUGGAGAGGAAGGAAAAGGAGAAGGAGAAAUCAAGGGAUUUAUGAGUUUUAUGCCUACGUUUGAGGAUGGCAUUAAAGUGCUUUACCUUUAUGAGAUACAUCUCAUGGAUGAAUUACGCGGCACAGGCCUAGGCACCCAUCUCAUGUCCCUCCUUACCAGCAUUGCGCGCGCCAUUCCCGGCGUCGAAAAAACAAUUCUGACGUGUUACACGGCUAAUGAAGCGGCGUUGAAGUUUUAUAGGAAGCUGGGAUAUGAGAAGGAUGAGUAUAGUCCGGAACCGAAGAGGUUGAAGGGGGGGAAGGUGUUGGAGAGUGAUUAUGUUAUUUUGAGUAGGAGGGUUGAGAGGAGGGGGGAGAAGGUAGAGGGUAAAGAGAAGGAGGAGGAGGUUGGGAAGGGUAAGAGGAAGAGGGGGAUUUGA